This is a messenger RNA of Anas platyrhynchos (mallard), 1269 nucleotides long. RefSeq names its product GTPase-activating Rap/Ran-GAP domain-like protein 3. The record is from RefSeq and is a predicted model, not a curated record. NCBI's taxonomy places the organism in Eukaryota, Metazoa, Chordata, Aves, Anseriformes, Anatidae.
AUGGCCUCCAUGGUUUGGGUCAAUCCUGGACAUGAAGACGGACUAGGAGAAGCACUCUUUGAGAGCAGUCCUGCAGAGAAGGGCUUGGGGGUUCUGGCGCUGAAAUUGAAAACCACUGUGAAAGGGGAUACACCACCUACCCUGGCAACCACCAGCUUCUGUAAAAAGGAGCCUUGGGAGUCCCAAUCUUUCUGCAGUAAUUUUCCUCAUGAAGUUGUCUGUGCAGAUUCCUGGGGCCAGUUCUUGCUGGUUUCUACAGACGCUGGCAUCUUGUUAAUUGAUGAUGGUCAGCCAUCAGUUCAAGUAUUUGAUAAAACUCUCCAAAUAAAGCAGAUGCAUGUGUUGGAAGUUCUGGAUCUUUUGAUUGCCCAAACAGACGAAAGAAAAGACUCUCGUCUCCUUGUCUUCAGAUUGAGUGCUGUCCAAAAAGAUAUAGAAACAAAGCAGAUGAUAAGAAGCAAAUAUGACUGCAGAGAAAAUAAAUUGGAGAGAACAAAAGGCUGCCAUUUGUAUGCCAUUAAUACUCACCAUGGCAGUGAACUGAGGAUUGUUGUGGCUAUUGGGAACAAACUACUUCUCAUCACAAAGAAAUACAAUCCAUGCAACAGUUUAACCAGUAGCUCUCUGCUGUCAUUACCUGAAUCUCCAGUAGACGAGUUCCAGUACAUCUGGGAAAUACGCCUUUCUGACCCUCCAGUGGUUAUGACACUGGUGGAUGGACCUACUGGAGACAGUGACAAUAUGAUCUGUGUGGCGUAUCGGCAUCAGUUUGAUUUAGUUAAUGAAAGUAUUGGGGAGUCCUAUAGACUGCAUCAUGUUGAAGCAAACAAAGUAAAUUUUGUUGCAGCUAUUGAUGUAUAUGAAGAUGGUGAAGCUGGCCUACUGUUAUAUUAUAACUAUGUUUGCCAAUAUAGAAAGGUGUAUCCUUUUAAUGGAGGUUCUCCACUCGUCCAGUCAUCGGCUUACGACUUUCACUUUUGCUGGAAUCAAGUUCCUUAUGCUGUUGUCUGUGCUUUCCCUUCUAUCCUUGCCUUCACUACUGAUUCCAUUGAGAUCCGAUUAGUGGUGAGUGGAAACUUAGUCCACACAGCAGUUGUGCCUGAGCUUCAGCUUGUAGCAUCAAGGUCAGAUAUUUAUUUGAAAGCUACUGCUGCAAUAAGGGGAUCAUCUCAUAGCAGUUCUAAGGAAAUGAGUUCAAGUUCUCCUCAAGCACUGACGGCUUAUGAAAUACCAGAAUGUCCUCUUUCUUCUUGAGAAGCCUAUUUAUAG